This is a messenger RNA of Coffea arabica (coffee), 1264 nucleotides long. RefSeq lists its product as uncharacterized. NCBI's taxonomy places the organism in Eukaryota, Viridiplantae, Streptophyta, Magnoliopsida, Gentianales, Rubiaceae. The record is from RefSeq and is a predicted model, not a curated record. Gene Ontology annotation, molecular function: protein binding.
AGAGAUUCAAUCUUCAUACCCCAAAAAUUCCUUUAGAAGAAAGGUUAAAAAAGAAAAAAUCCCUAAAAUAAAAAAUGCAAUCAAUAAAUUUCAAUAUCACAACCGAUUUCAACGCGGUCAGGAAACCGACGUGGCCGAGUCGACUCGGCAGUGGACUCGGCCACUGCCAUGGCGAUUUCGAGAGAAGGCAAAGGUUGAAUUGCAGACAUGAUAGCGAUUAUUCUUCGAGGUUUUGUAGGAUUGUAGCUUGUGCUUCGGAGAGCCAGAGUCCAGGUGGUUCUAAUCCGGGUUCGGUUAGUGGGUCGGGUUCUGGACCUGGGUCAAGCCAGGGUUCAUUUCUUUCCCCGGGCCAAACUUAUGCUCUGUUGAAGCAACAAAUGGAAGUCGCCGCAAAAUCUGAGGAUUACGAGGAAGCAGCAAGGCUGCGGGACUCAUUGAAGACUUUUGAGGAUCAGGAGCCAGUUUUGCGGCUUAAAAGAUUAUUGAAAGAAGCCAUUGACAAUGAGAGGUUUGAGGAUGCAGCUCGGUAUCAUGAUGAGCUGAAGGAAAUUGCCCCACAUUCUCUCUUGAAUUGUUCAAGCGAUGCUACAACCUCGGGCAUAAGGGUCCAAGUUAGGAGUGUCUACAUAGAAGGCCGAAGUCAGCCUUCAAAAGGCCUGUAUUUCUUUGCAUAUAGAAUAAGAAUCACCAAUAAUUCAGAACGCCCUGUUCAACUUCUUAGAAGGCACUGGAUCAUCACUGAUGCCAAUGGGAGAACUGAACAUGUCUGGGGAAUUGGAGUUAUUGGCGAACAACCAGUUAUAUUACCUAAUACUGGUUUUGAGUAUUCAUCUGCAUGCCCAUUGGGCACGUCGAGUGGGAGGAUGGAGGGGGACUUCGAGAUAAAGCAUGUUGAUAAAGUAGGCUCAAGGACAUUUAAUGUGGCUAUUGCACCCUUUUCUCUCUCCACAUUUGAAGAUGGUGGAUAUAGUUUUUGAGACGAGAACUGAGAGAGAGACAGCACUGAGAUUUAGUUGAAGAUGCAUCAAUUAGGAAAUGCACCAUGUUUUAGUAAAUUUGUAGACAGAGAAUUUGUAGAGUAACUUGUAGGACAUAGCCUUGUAUCCACAAACAAUGCAAGAAUUUAUGUUCAGGUCUCCGAGACUUUGGUUCGUUUGCUGCUGUCUGGUGAAUAGAAACAACUCUCACAUACAAUUGUACAUGCCUUUUGUACCUGCAUUGUAUACUCACAUUGGAUUAUUUUUAAGUGCCAAUUUUUUGAACU